Molecule: messenger RNA, 663 nt
Organism: Tarenaya hassleriana
Lineage: Eukaryota; Viridiplantae; Streptophyta; Magnoliopsida; Brassicales; Cleomaceae
Product: auxin-induced protein X15-like
Exons: 1
Coding region: 166-459 (97 amino acids)
Biological process (GO): response to auxin
Source: RefSeq, a predicted model, not a curated record
GCCACACUUCUUCCAUAAGCAAACUAUCUAUAAAUACAUGAUACAGAAUCCGUAGUCUUCACAACUUCUCUCACACUUUCACAAGAAGAAAAAAAGAAGAGUUAAUCGUCAAAUCUUCGUCUAUCAAGGGAAACAGAGUGACAAUUACACACACAAAAAAAAAUCAUGGCAAUCAGGUUUCCUCGCAUUCUGCAAUCAUCAAAGCAAAUUCUCCGGCAGACGAAGCAUAUCGCAACGUCAAACUCGGUUGAUGUUCCAAAGGGGUACUUUGCUGUGUAUGUCGGAGAAGGCCAGAGGAAGAGAUUUGUGGUUCCGGUCUCCUUCUUGAGACAGCCUUCGUUUCAAGAUCUACUAAGGAAAGCUGAGGAAGAGUUUGGAUUUGAUCAUCCAAUGGGUGCACUCACCAUUCCCUGCAGCGAAGAGAUCUUUCUCCAUCUCACCUCUCGCCUCAACUUCUGACGGAUUCUCUUUUCUUUCGAUUUUCUGAUCAUUUUUCUUCGAGAGAAGAGAUGUUAGAAGAAUCUCUCCUCGAAAGGGAAACCCGGAGCUCGGGUUUAAUGAUGUAACAGUUUUUCACUCACGUUUUCAGUGAGUUGUAAGAUCUAAGAUCCUAACCUUCGAAACAUAAUCAAACUCUAAAAAAAAUGAUGUCUUGACGUGAAA